This is a messenger RNA of Paramuricea clavata, 682 nucleotides long. The record is from the annotation of a GenBank genome assembly. NCBI's taxonomy places the organism in Eukaryota, Metazoa, Cnidaria, Anthozoa, Malacalcyonacea, Plexauridae.
CCAGAACAAGCAGUACCAGACAGACGUGCAGGAAGACAUGCGCUAGUCGUUUUAUUUGGUGUUUGGACCGCAAAUGGGUUUGUCGGUAUGUCAAAACUAAAUAAACCUAACUGACAUUGAAAUUAACAAGUGGAAGAAUUGAUAAAAAUCUCUUUGUGCGGUGAACAAUCUUGUCAUUGUUAUUGUUCGAUUGUUACUGUUCGAUUGUUGUUUCUCGAUUGUUGCUGUUCGAUUUUUGUUGUUGUUGUUGUUUCUGGUUGUUGUUGUCGUUGUUGUCGUUGUCGUUGUUGUUGUUAUGGUGGUGGUGGUCGUAGUUGUUGUAUUCUUGACGUUGUUCGUUCGAUUGUUUUUAUUGUCGUCGUCGUUGUUGUUGUUCGAUUCUGUCGUUGCUGUUGGUAGCCUGUUGUAAAUAUUAGGGAGUAUCAAAUAAGUAAACAAGAAAAUAAAAAAUUAAAUAAUUCUCACUCUAAGUUUAAUUUAAACAAAACAUUUUUAGAAUCACUAAUGCAACUAUGGAAAUAACAUACUAAAAUUGCUAUCAUCUCACGUUCUAUUUGUGUAUCCUUUCAAAGGCAUAUCACUAACUACCGCUGGAAAUCUGUAUGGAAGUCAGUUAGAAAAACAAGAGAAACACGUCGUUGCAAAACAGGAUGGUUACAGGACGGAAGCGAGUGCACCACAC